Ornithodoros turicata is the source of this 2429-nucleotide messenger RNA. RefSeq lists its product as uncharacterized. NCBI's taxonomy places the organism in Eukaryota, Metazoa, Arthropoda, Arachnida, Ixodida, Argasidae. The coding region runs from base 169 to 1527 and encodes 452 amino acids. The transcript has 13 exons. The record is from RefSeq and is a predicted model, not a curated record.
ACGAUGUGUGUCCGUUGAGGGUUCCCGUUCCCUGUUUGAUAUGAGUUUAUAAGUUUCUUGAAACCCAUUUAGUUGUCAGCACCUAGUCUUUUCACCGCUCUCGUGUCAGCAAACGUCGUGUCGUGACCUUAAGGUCAGGAAGGUUCGUGCGUUAACUGGAACGUCGUAAUGGAUGAACUAGAUUUUGUAAUUAUAAAAUUUCCUGCGGAGGACAAUGAUGUGGCUGUUGCUCAUGCAUGCUGGGUCGACGGUAACUUCUGCUGGUGGCCACCUGAGAAAAAUCCAAGCAAACUGCGCUCUUUGAUCAUCAGGGGACAGGUUCCACAGCCAAACUGGAAGCGGGUGCCAUGCAUUGUAAUCGGCAGAUUUCGUACAUACGAAGAAGCGAGACGGAAACUUCUCGAUGCUGAGAACACGUCUGACUUGCAGUCGGAUAUCGACCACUGUCGAGUGCGAAAGAAGCGGCGACGACUCAUCAGCGCCAGCGACUCUGAGAGUGAUGCGGAACCCAUAUUGCCUGCACCCCCUGACAUCACAGCAUUUCGUAACCAAGAAUUGCACAGAGAACAGACUUCUGUGGUGCAAGCAAAGUGCCAUUCAAGGCCGACGACAGCUCCUCCAAGUACUGUAGCACACAGGACGUUUUCGUCUGGGAAUCUCAAACGAUCUGCAGGAAGCGGAGAAUGGCAUCAUGAACCGCCUUCUGUGGUGCAAGCAGAGUGCCACUCAAGGCCAACGACAGCUCCUCCAAGUACUGUUGCACACAGGACGUUUUCAUCUGGGAAUCUCUCACAACCUGCAGGAAGCAGAGAAUUGCAUCAAGAAUCGACUUCAGUGAUGCAAGCAGAGUGCCACUCAUGGUCAACGACAGUUCCUCGAAGUGCAUUAGCACACAGGACAUUUUCAUCUGGCAAUCUCGCACAGUCUGCAGGAAGCACAGAUUGUCUUGGGGAUCCUGUGCAGUGGUCGCAAACAGGAAGUCUCAGUGAGGGGUGCCACUCAGGUCGUUCAACACCUUUGUAUGCUCCUCCUGUCACUGGCAACCCAACUGGGCAUGUGGCUUAUUUUCCAUCUUCUCUGAUGGCUUCUGAAAUGACUUUAAGAGACAUGGCUUCACCAUCUCCAAGCCAUGUCAUGUUUCCAGUUGACAAAGAGCAAGUCUGUGAGCCAGUUUCAAGAGCGCAGCAUCGAAGUGUUGUUCAGUUACGCCAUGGAGGAAGUACUCAAGAUGUUUAUCACACCAAUAGUGCGACUGUUCACAGCCCACUGCAGCGGAACAUUAGUCAGUCGUCGUCUGCUUCAUCUACUGCUAGAAGUAGCCCAGCAUUAACAGGAGCAUUUGAGAACGAAGUGCUGCGACUCCUGCAUGCUGUGAGGCUUAUCCUAGAGGAUCACAGUUCACAACUCAAUACUCUCAUGUCUGCCGUCGAACGUCGCCCACAUGCAACCGACCCUGAGGACCCCAGUACCCUCCAGCCACAUGAAGAGUUGAACAUAUUUCUUGACUUCGACCUGUCCCUGGCAUAGGGAGAAGAGAUGGCAAAACUGAUAAGGAAACUCCAACAGUUUGGUGGCACGAACCUCAGGGAUGCCAUACAGAGGCUUCUGAGAGCACUUAUGUCUGAUGAAGUAGCGUCCGCCUUUAGCUGGAAAGGUGGAAAAGGCAAAAACAAGUUUUGCGACCUCCGAUGCAGUGAAGCAAUUUUCCGUUGCAUCAAGUCAAACCGUCUACUGAAAAAUCCCACGGACAGUGAAAUCGAAGGCCACAUUAAAUCAUGGCUCCGUCACGCGAAGGAACGCCAUGAUCGGAAAUCGACUGGAGCACAGCGCACAGCAUCAUUCAGUGAGGACUGUACGUAGUCUUUUGAAGGCAUACUUGUGAAAUCUGCUACUUGGACAGCACUGUGGGCCCACGUACGUGCCAGAGGUACCCCGUGGAUUUAAUGUCGGAGGCAUGGUGCAGUAAUCACUGUAUGGUACAUGCUUGUCAGCUGCCACAUAACAAGAGCACCAUUGCAGCUCCCAUAAUUACAAUACUGGAUUUGUUAUCUGUGUAUGAGGCACAUAUACAGUUUGGACAAAAGCUCCCUUUUUUUGCGUCAUAAAUGAGUCUUGAGCCUAUUGUUUUAUAUAUGCCAGAGCUGUUUAACUUAAUUUUAGAGGUAUCAGAGGUUCCACAAUGAUCACUGGUCUGGCUGUAUGCAAAAUUUUGAUUUGUGGAAAUUAUUAAAUUUGGGUUUCUUCACUGCAGGCCUACGUACCAGUGAAUACACUGGGGUGAUAUGUGGAUGGGCAUAAACAGAGAGAUUCAGGGAGGCAAAACAAGCUGGUGCUGGUAACUGAGGAAGUCUUGUGCAUCGUAGAACAUGAAAAAACAAUGUGCAAGUUUCCGGCGAUAACGAUUCACAAGUAAACAGAAAACGGUCAAG